Molecule: messenger RNA, 903 nt
Organism: Penicillium cataractarum
Lineage: Eukaryota; Fungi; Ascomycota; Eurotiomycetes; Eurotiales; Aspergillaceae
Product: short-chain dehydrogenase reductase 2a
Exons: 3
Coding region: 1-903 (300 amino acids)
Source: RefSeq, a predicted model, not a curated record
AUGCCAACCACCCCUCCGCCAAAUUCUCUGCUGUCAAAGGUUGCCCUAGUCACAGGUGGCUCGCACGGCAUCGGCGCCGCAACGGUCACCCGCCUCAACGGCUCUGGCGCAACGGUGAUAAUCGUGGAUCUAGCAUCAACAGCACACAGCGCACAGGAGUUGAUUAAUUCCUUGCCCUGCCCGUCAAGAUCAUGUUUCAUGCCCGCUGAUAUUAGAGAUUGGGCUGAGCUGCGUAGCGUGUUUCAAUCCGUGCAGCAGCGGUAUCAGCGACUUGAUUUUGUGGUGGCUAAUGCGGGCACUAUGGAGCACGAGCCGAUCCUACAGGAUAGCUAUGAUUCAAAUGGGAUGCUGGAGGAACCCGCCGAGGCGUAUCGGACGAUCGAUGUGAAUCUGAAGGGGACCUUGAACACGCUCAAACUCGCCAUCCACUACUUAAAGUCCUCGCCACCCGAUAGCCCUCGCUCUAUCGUUCUCAUCGCCUCAACAGCGGGGUAUUUCGACGGCGCAGGGACGCUUGCAUAUACGGCGUCCAAGCACGGGGUAGUGGGCCUCCUUCGGGCCUCGCAGACUGAGGCAGAGAAGCAUAAUAUUUGCGUGAAUGCCAUUGCGCCGUUCUUCACGACUACGCAUUUGACCUCGGGCAUCUCAGAUGCGUGGCUGCGAGCCGGUCUCGAGGUGAACACACCGGAUACUGUUGCGGAAUCGAUAGAGGCGACGCUGCUCUCGACAGAGUCAGGGCAGGGAUUGUUGAUAUCUGGUAAGUAUAUUCGCGAAUUGGAGCGCACAAGACUAGGGCUUUUGUCCUCGUGGGUAGGGGAUGAUGUAGCUCAGUAUAUGGGGCGAGCAGGCGAUUUCUUCACUACCCUCGGCGGAUAUAUCCUGCCCAAGCCUCGCAACAAUUAA